AUAUAUAUCUCCGAGCAACAAUAUCAAACAAUAUGGCCGCGUCGUAAUGAAUACACUGAACGGCAAGGAAGAUUGAUGGAAAGUGUUGACUUUUGGAUUAUUUGACGCACGUUGUUAUCGUCAUCUAUUCGAAGGAAUGGAAGGGGAUAAAUGUGGCGUUCGGAUUACGCCAUCGGUGCUAGAAUUUUAUGAUGCCGAAGUGAACACCGUGCAUCAACUAAAUGUCACUGUCAAAAACACGAGUAAAACCAGCAAAAGCAUUCGUUACUAUGGUCCAAAAUCUAAGUAUUUUCAGUUAAAAGUAAGGAACCCAAACAAGCCUGUAGCACCUGGACUAUGUGUGCCAGCUGUUAUAGAAUUUGAAAUCAAAGAGGAGAAGGAAGUAACAGACAGACUUGUAGUCACUGUAGACGGAGAUGUGAUAGAAAUUCCUCUGGUUGCAUAUCCACCCCAACCGCUACUUGAAAUAGAGCAAGUUGUAAACUUUGGAAAUCUAGUGGCUAACAGUAAGACAGUAUCGCACGAGAUAUCCCUGGUAAACCACGGGUCAAAGGCAGGAGACUUCAAGAUCAAGUACAAUGGGGACAAACCUAUUGCUAUCAUGCCCAGCAGUGGUUCUGUACCCCCUAAAAGUGUCCAGAUGAUAAAGGUUGAAUAUGUUACAAAACAAGCAGGAACAUUUGAAGAAGUUGCAAAGGUCAAACUUGAAGGGAAGGAAACCAAAAACCUUGUGAUAACGGGACAGUUAGUGGACAGAACACUGGAGGUUUUGGCUGUGAACACACGGCAGCCAAUAGAAUGUGUUCGCUUUGGAAGCACUUACUAUGGUUCUGACAAGACAGAGUGUGCUCUACUGUUCAACAACGGACCAGAACCUAUCAAUUUUGUGGCUGUUUUGGACGAAGAUGCAGUUGCACAGGAAAUGGGUGUGGACCUGACCAAGAGUACUGUGGAUGCUUUGGCCGAUCAAGGUUCAGACAGUGCUGAGAAACCUCAAGGCAGAACAAACGUACUGACCUCGCUGAUCACAGCCAUCCCCAACCAGGGCACACUGCAGCCCUACGAAAAGAUACCAGUAUUCUUCAGGUUUAGUCCAAGAUGGAAUGCCUCCAAAGAGGGAUGGAAGGGACAGAAAAAGCCCCCACCCAGGAAGGACUUUGCCCUGUUUAUGAGGAUUCAGAUUGUAGGAUCAAGUACAGGAUUUAGUGCCAAAUCCCCUACUAAAUAUGCAGAUGGUUCGUUUGUGGAGGUAGCCCUUACUGGUACAGCCUUACCUGUACUGUUGUCUGUGAUGCCAUCCCUGAAGUAUGACUUUGGAGAGUGUCCUAUUGGAGAACACGCUGAUGUCCUGUGUACCAUUAAAAACGAGUCGACUGAUCUGGCCACUACAUUCCAGUUCAGGAGGGUGGCUCAUUUUUCCACACAUCCACCAAGUGGGAAGAUUCCACCAAACCAGUCUCAGGAUGUUAUAUUCUCCUUUUCACCAAAACAAAUUGGUGGGUUCAAGACAACCCAGAUGCUGGAUGUGAUUGGACAGGUGGCGGACAACCAGAAUCCGACAGUGGUCAACCUACAGGUGAUCAGCUCCUUCCCCCUCACGUUCCUCGGCAGUAGUGACCCUAUCUUCAAGAAGAAGCAGCCUAAGUACAACCCAGGUAUCACACCUUACAUCAGCAAUGAGGUGGGUAUGUUUGUGGAUACCACAUUCUCCCAGCUAGACGAAAACCCCAGGAAUGCUGUAGCAGGGGGACUAAAGCCUGGACUCCAUUCUUUGAAAAACAUUGAUCCCUUAGACAAGGAUGCACGAGUGUCAUUCCCUAACGACAGGGCGACUAGUAUUCGGCCCAGUGAGAGGGGCGAGACCUAUAAAACUAUAUUUACUAAGACAAAACGUCAUAACUAUGUAGACCCUGACUAUGCCCUGAAUCUCUCUGAGGAAGCCAACAAAGUCAACCAUCGUAACAGCUAUGUUGGCAUGCUUCGUCAAAUGAGGCAAAACCGUCUCAAUCAGAUUAAGUCCAGAGAGUUUAAAGACACCAACAAUAAACUGGAUAUAGGAAUCAAAACUGCUGCCGGUCUAAGGCCAAAGCGUCUUACACAGAUGGAGAUCAUACCUGACCCUAGGAGUCCCACCCCACCAAAUGCAGACUUUAAACUCUUGAGUACAAAGGAACUGUCUACUGCGGAAGCUGAAACUCUUACUAAAGAGGCAUGUGAAGGUCUGAAUGCUGUACCCACAACUAAAAAGGAGAAGCUCGACUGUUCUAAGUGUCUGUCUCCUCAGCAGCUGCACCAGAUUAUCAUAGGUCCUCCCACCCUGGACUUCGGUCAGGUGUGUCUGCGGUCAGUCUGUACAAAAAAUCUGGCCAUCAUUAACAACUUGGACACAAACAUACACAUUGUGGCAGAGAUUGACUGUCGGGAGCUGAGACAGAGCAGUCCAUUGUCCCAAGUUGUUCCUCCCAAGUCCAAAGCUCAUCUUCCGAUAGUGUAUGAAUCCAACACUAAAGGAAAAUUCCAGAGGUCAGUGUCCUACACUGUCAAUGGUCAUUACAAGCACCAUGUGACAGUUGUAGCAGAGGUAGUACCUGUAGCCCUGGACCUCUCCACCGAGGAGCUCAUCCUUACGCCCGCAUUUGGACUCCCAGCUGAAGCAGAGUUCCGUGGAGUGAUUACACUAUAUAACAAUCUCAAUUACCCGGCUGAGUUUACGUGGGCCCCCAACCUAGGGGACAGAGGCACAGCUUUCUCUAUCAGGCCAGCCACAGGAAUCGUGGACGCCCACAAGGACUUGGACUGUGAGGUGGUGUGGCAUCCCUCCUUCCUCGCCCCUGAGGAUGGUUCCUUCUCUCUGAUGGUACAUGGUGGCCCCACCCUGCAGCUCCAAUGUAAAGUCGAGAUGGGAACACCAAAUGUCCAAUUCAUGGAGAGGAGGGUAAUGUUUGGCCAGACGCCAAUCAAUCUGACCACAGUAAGAAGUGCUCUUCUGGCCAACACCGGUCAGCACCAUGCCUACUUCCAGGUAAUCGACUCCAACCCGUUCCCCGGCCUGAUGGUGACUCCCUUACAUGGAGUGGUGCCUGUUGGUGGUCACGCUGAACUCAAAGUACAGUUGACCCCUUCAGCCAUCCUCAAGUUUGACACAAAGGUUCAGGUGGCCAUCAAGGGGGGUAAGGUGCUGGAGUUGAGGAUGGGUGGCACUGUAGAACCGCCGACGGUGGACAUAGACAUGGACUCAUUUAACUUUGGCGGUGUGUACUGUGGGUCUGGAGCUACCCUCCCAUUCAAACUCGCUAACAAGGCAAUUACAAAAGUAAAGUUGGAGCUUGAUUUAACCAGAUACAAAGACUUCUCUCUGAACUUCUCUGGGUACCAAACACAAGAUGAUUACAGCUAUCAGAUGUUGAAUCCAGGGAUGUUCACUGUAACUAUGGCGCCGGAGGAAACCAUUGAAGGGGAGAUAAUCUUCACUCCAUCAGAGGUGGCAGCCUAUGACUUCAUCAUGCCUGUUAUAAUCAACCAGAUUGGAGCUCCAUCUCCAGCCCCUACCCCCUUCCCUCCUACCCCUGCCCCCUCAAACAAGAACAGCAUACAGCAUAUUAUCAACCCCCGCCCCCAGCCCCUGUCCAUUGCCACUCCAAGGAAACAUGUCAUCGCCACAGCCCUGCGGCAGCCAUUACAACUCUCUUCCAACAAGAUAGAGUUUGCACUGCCGUCCACCUUUGAGGAUCCCACCGCCUCCACCGGACUGGGAGUAUCUAAGCACACUGUUCAACAGGGUACCGUGCUCGUUAACAACAGUGACAAGCCUCUCAAGUGGUUGCUGGAUCUGUCUGCACCUGUCAAGGCUCUGCAGGACGGAAUCAUCAAAUUUAUCCAUCCAUCAGGUGUGCCGUUUGUGGUGAUGGACCCACAGGAGAGUAAAGGCGUGGAGGGUAUACUGGAACCAGGACAGACCCAGCACAUUGCCAUUUUGUUCUGUCCCACUGAGCCAUGUCGCCAUGAGUUGGUGAUCCCAAUUCUGAUCAAUGACUCAGAAAAGCCGUACCAGUAUCUACAGGUCAUUGCCGAGAUGAAGUCCCCAAAGCUUUGGUUUGACCCUCUAGCCAUUGUCAUGACCCCUGUGCCUCUUAUGACGGAGGUUUCCACAGAAUUUACUGUCCUAGCUGGACAAUACAGCAAGCCAUCCCAGAUCUCCGUGAUUACCCCGACGGUGGAAUGUGAGGACGGCAGUACAAUUUCACCUAUCAGUGUUGUCUGGCCUGAGGGGUCAGAGGUGAGUCCCUGCUGUGGAGAUGAUGGACAGAUAGAACCCUGUGCUCUGCCCUGUAAACUCAUCUUCUCUAGCCCAAAACCAGUCUCCUUCGCAGAGCCAAUCCUGUUUGUGGACUCAGAUGACCGGAAAUUUAAGCUGAUGGUGAUGGCCACCUCUGACAACUGCCUACUGACUUGUUACCACUUCCUGGCCCUCCACAGGACUGACCACCAGAUUGUCUGUGAACAGGGGGCAUCACCCAAGGGUCGUAAGUUCCUGACGAAGGAGAGUCUUAGUGGUGGUGAGGCUGUGAUCGUCCCGUGUGUAUCCCCGACACACAACAGUCGCCCCAGCACCAGCGCAACCAGCUCCAACUUCCAGAUCUCCUCCUCAAGCUAUGAGUCAUCUGGUAGUGUGACAGAUUCCACCGAUGGCAGUACCCCAGUAAACCGGGAGGGUGCUAUGAACAAGCCUCCAUCAGGCUCUGAGCACGCCAUGAGUCGCAACCAGCAGGACCUCGCCUCUCGCUCACUGGGAUCAGCAAUGUUCCCAGACGAGGAUUCUGAGGAGGGAAUAUUCCACUUGGAGGUUCUCCUUGCAGUCCAAAGAUGGUACUCCUCUCAGGGCUGGCCAUCAGGGCAGUUCCCCAUCAGUAUACCACACUCACUCAGGAGUGGUAUCAGUAGGAAGCCGAUCAAUGAUGACAUGCCCAAGCAGGCCAAAGCUGGAAGCUGGGACACCAACAACCUGAAAAAGGAAUUCAAAACCAUCUACGACAUGAUGUGUCACCUUGCCGGACGACCCAUACCUGGGAUCCCGAUUAACUCACCUUUACCCUCUGACCCCAUAGAGCGGGUCAAACAGGUGUACUGGCAACAUUCAACGCUGCUUACAUUCCUCAAGUGUCAGGGUGCCUGUGUGGCGUCCAUUAAGCCGGAGUACCUGAUGGAGCCACGGGACUACCAUCUGUGGAAGCAAAUGCAAAAGCAGCUGAAGCUGGAACUUAUGACACAGGGUGAGGAAGAGGAGGCCAAGAGGAUGGAUGAGGAAGAGGAGCUGGAGGGUGAUGUGUUUGAGGCAGUUUCUAAACGUGCCUGGACUGAUAUCCUCCUACAGAUUCUCAAGUGUGUGGUCCUCAGUAAGGUGACUCCACGGAGCCUGAAAAACCUUGUGUCACCUGACAAGAAUGUGGAGAUGCCCAUUGUGAACCCAGACCCACUCAGCAGCAACAUCUAUUGUGUAGGGGAGAGAAUUAUCCUGACCUGGCUCAACCACCACUAUGAGCACUACAGGACACGUAUCUGGUCCAACUGUAGCAAGGGUGGGGUACCUCCCUCUCGUUGGAUUGUUAACUAUGACUUUGACCUGUUGGACGGACUGGUGUUGGCUGCUGUCCUUGGAGCUCACAUGCCCUUCCUGAUAAAGACCCACCUCCAGGAUAUGUACACUCACCCUGCAACCGCGGAGCAAUGCCUCCACAAUGCUCUCAAGGUUGUCAACGCCAUGAGAUAUGCCGGAAUAGACUAUGACAUACAGGCGAUUGACAUCACAGACCCUAACCCCAUCGCCCUGUUGUUACUUUGUGUGAACCUGUACCAGAGACUGCCCCAGUACAUCCCCAAGGCCACCAUCGACUUCUCGGGAAGUCUGCACGCCUCAGUUACCAGACAGGUGAAGUUGAGUAACCCCAGCGGUAAGACACUUGUUUACCAAGUACUUAUUGCUGGACAUGAUGCUCGUGACUUCGGCGUUCCCAAGGGUGAAUUUGUAUCGAUUUCUCCGAGAUCCAUCCUUUAUCUCAAUGUGGAUUUCACAAGUCGAUUUCUACGCCCUGCAGAGGCCACACUGAUUCUGGUGGGGCGUCGUCACGGGUCCUCAGUCGGGACAACAUUGACGUUCAAUUUAAGAACCCAGAUAGAUAACAUCACGCCCAAGCAGAAGAAAACAGAAGAGUACACUAUUAAGUGUGAGGCGCCGUGUUAUGAGCUGGAGAAGAUUCCCAUCAAUGUGCGGAAUCCAUUUAAUGAGGCUGGAGACUUUAGGAUCGUUCUUGUUGAGGCUCAGUCCAGUCUUCUCGAACCAGGAAAAACAGCAUCCCUGUUAAAACCAAAAGAUAAGAGGAAACGUAAAGUGCGUGCUCGUAUUGACCAUGGUCAGAAACGUCCAGAAACUCCCCCCACUCCUCCGCCAAAACUGCCAGAGGAAACAGACAAAAGCAAUGAUGACCAAGUGUCCAUGAGUGCAUUCUACAGCCCCAACUCCAGUGUUUAUCUGGAUGCUAAGGGCUCGUCUACCGUCGAGAUCUACUUCCUACCCUUUAACAUUGGGGAGCGACAGGUGUCUGUGAUCUUCCUCAAUGAAUCAAUAGGAGAGUUCCUGUAUUCGGUGGAGGCCACAGCCACCCUGCCCCUCCCAGCUGUAGUACCCUUCGUUAAAACCCCCCACAGUGUCAGGAUCAGCAGUGCUGCAGCAGCAGGUACUGGGCGUGGUCUAUUUGGUGGUGAUGACCGAGUCGUGUACUGGAAGUGUGAGUCAGGUCAGACACUUCAAGAGAACCUCAAGGUUCCAGUCCUCAACAAGACUAAAGAGAAGGCCCUUCUGAUGGCCGCCCAACAGCACAUGUCAUCCAUGGAGCUCCAGCGACGGCAGAUUACGGGGACCCUCAAAACGAGUAGUGUCACCGCAAAAACUAUCUCUCUGCUCACGAACAACGUAGCACAAAGCAUUAGCCGUACUGCAAAGAGUGUGUCAUCAGAAACGGGAGUACUAGAGACAAACAACUCAGAAAACAUGCCCAGCAAAUCUCCAUACGAGGCCGAGUUUACUGUUGAAGUAGACUCUGAAUUCUUCAGUGUACCCAACAAACUGACAAUGAAGCCUCCCUCAUCUUCACGGUCACACAGUGCUCCGGUCUCAGACUACCAAGGAAGGGAGCCUUUCAUGGAGCUGCCCAUCAAGUUCAAGGCCAAGGAACCAGGUCACUAUCCAUGUGAGAUCAUCCUGAGGGGCAGUGACGAUGUCAGGGUCUACAAGAUAGAGUGUACUGUCAACCCUGAGGGCAGCACCGCAGAGUUACAGUUCAAAACCCCUGUCCAUCAGUCCGUCUCACAGGAAAUACCAGUCGUAAAUAUGACCAAUCAUGACUGGCCCUUGAAAGCGACGAUAGAGGGAUCUGGAUUCUAUGGACCUCCCACAGUACUGGUCAAGGCAUACAACCCCACAACCUACCCACUGGUCUUCAAACCUCAGAAUGAGGUUGAGGUCAAGGGUAAGUUGGUCCUGACCAAUACUGAGGAUGGUACGGAACACAUCUACCACCUCCAUGGUCGGCCAGAGAAACCACUCGCUCUCGACCAUGUAGUCAUCAAAUGUGAUGCCAAGAAAAGCACGGCACAUAUUCUGAAGAUUCCAAAUGUUACCAAAAGGAAAAUGUGUUAUAGGGUUGAGUCUGACCUGCCGUUCUUGAGUGGGAAUACAUCCCUGACAGUGCUUCAGGGUAAGACAGGGGUGUAUAAUAUGUCCCUGACACCCUCCAGACGAGGUAUCUACAAGGGUAUUGUAGCUUUCAUCGCCGGCAAGAAUCCAGUCAUUGAGGUGGACAGCGAUGGAGAUGAGAUUCCUGAGGAUGAGGAUGAGGAGAGUAGGAAAUACUAUGGUUACCGUAUCUGGUACUCCUUGGAGGUCCAUGUGAAACCCCCACCACCUGAGCGCAUCAUGUCUGUUGUCUGUGCUUGUCAGAAAAAGGCGGUGAUAGAAGUGAUCGUGAGGAAUCCAACGCCCAAUUAUAUCACCAUUCAGGCUCAAAUAGAGGGGCGCAACCUCUCUGGACCCUCCAGUAUUUCUUUGGAUGCCGGUGAAAAGGAUGUCUACUCCGUGACAUAUGCCCCGGCAAUCAUAGGCAAACAGAGGGGAAGUCUAAUAUUUUACCAAGAGAGUGUGGGAGAGUUCUGGUAUGACCUUCGCCUGCAGGCCGAGCCCCCACCACAGACCACCCUUCUUCACAUGGAGUGUGACCUUGGGCGGUGGACUAAGCAGACAAUAUUGUUAGAGAACCCGACAGACGAGAGCCUGGAGCUGAUCCCGACCAUGUCAAACACCAACAACUUCUCACUGGAGCGUGACAAUGAACGCCCAAUAGUGCUCCGACCACGCUCAUCCAUCCAGGUGCCCAUCCACUUCAUGCCGUCCACUCUAGGCCAGGGUGACCACCUGACCAAGGUCAUCUUUAAUAGUGAACAGCUUGGUGAGUGGGUGUUCAUUGCUUCGGGAACGGGACUGCUGCCGCUCCCCCAGGACCCAGUCAGUGUAUUCACAGAGGCCGGCUCUAACACCACCCUCAUCAUUCCUUUCCGUAACCCAAUGGAUCACGCUGUUAUGGUGGACAUCUUACUUAGAGAUACCAAUGCAGAAUUAGAUCGACUGACAUACGAAAAUUCAAACCCUUCUAAUAAAACGGCUGAUGACUCGGCCUUCUGCUUGCUGCUGAAACACAGGAACAUGAUCCGAGUGGGACCAAAGUCCACGCUGGAUAUCCCAGUGUGUUUUGCUCCAACAGAGAUGAUGAAGUAUGAUGCUCUGUGUACAGUUGUGGUACGGAAAGAGGACGGUGGAAAGUGGCAGUAUGCUCCAAGGGAUAGCGAAGGUUACCAAUUAUCCACGACUGGCAGUGAUGGUCUUCAGGAGAUCAGGUGGGUCUACCCCAUCAGUGGCAUCCCCGAGUCCAAACCAGCCAAGGACACCCAGGGGGCAGUCAUUGAAUGUAAGGCUAGGGACCGUGUUGAGGAGAGGUUAGAGGUUACACUAGCAGGUGUGGCUCCAGCCAGCUCUGGCCCACAGAGAAGUAUCCUCACCAGAUCUGUUACCCCGAAGGACCAGAAACCAAAGAUCGCUGAUGGUGUGGUCAUUGGAGAAACAUUAGCCACAGCAGAGGAGUUUGUCCAUGAGUUAGGAUUCACCGACAAUGAGGCACAGGAAAACCUUCAGAACUCUGUUGCUGUGACCUUGGUGCGUCAACAGCGCGACACCAGCUCGGGCCUGGUCAUCCUCGUCUACAAUAUUGUUUAUGCUCCCUUUAAACCAAUGAGCCACAACGUUGAGCUAGUAGUGAAGGCGGCCACUGGGGGCUUGUGGCGCUUCCCACUCAAGUUUGUGGCAGCAGAGCCACCAUCGGACGACACAAUCACCAUUGAGGCCACUGGCCUGAACCAGGAGUCAAGUGUAGGCUUCCGACUCACCAGUCAGGCCAAACAUCCUGUGAUAUAUAAUUCUUACUUUGCGGCCGGAAGUGAUCCCGAGUUUCUUGUAAGCCCCCAGUCUGGAGAACUCCUGCCACAGGGGACAAAUGGAACCCUGCUGAAAAUCAGUUUCAAACCUGCUGUCUACGGCAAACUGUAUCAGGCUAAACUGAUUGUACAGACACCAGACAUGCAGUGGAGCUACAACGUAAAGGGUGUGCUGCCCCAGUACAACCCACCCCGGGGGAUCUCCACCCAGCCCAUGGCUGGGCCACACCCUGAUCCCAGACUCAGGAUGGAACGAGUCAACUACAUCCGGGAAAACAUUCGAUUACUUACAACUGCAGUGUCUUCACCAAUCAAGGGAGCGAAUGUAGUCCCUCGUAAACUUGUCCAUUUCUCGUGAUGUUAAUAACAGGAUUUGAAAAUUUAUUUUAGGAAGAAUAAAUUAUUUCAGUUGACAUUUCAAGACAAAGUUUCAGGAAUUUAUUAUAAACAGUGGUAAAAAAAGCAAAAGAUUGUGACGAUUGUGAAUGAUUUGAAAGUUAUUGAAGUGCUGAUGUGAAAUUCAUGAAAUAGACAAUAUAGAAGCCAUUGAAUUUGUUAAAAGAAUGUACUUGUUACUGAUAAGAACUGUGAUAUUUGUUGAGAGAUAUUAAAGUGAUCUAUAAUAAAGUUAUAAAAGGAUACAAAAUCAGAGCAAUCAGUGAUUAGGAAACAUAGCAUAAGAAUUUAUGUAUAAAAGGUUAUUUUAGUUAUAAAGAAAGGUUGUAGUUUUUUAUGGUUUUUGUCUUGUGCAUUAUCAUAAGUGUAUAAAUCAUGUCAAAGUAUUUAUAAUAGUUUUAAACAAUGCUCUCCUGAGACUUGAACUGCAUUAUCUCCCUUUGUAUAAAUUGAAUUGUUGAUAUUGUAUAUUGCAGUAUUAUGUAAAUCACAAUAUGCCAAUUAGUAACCAAAAUAUCUGGUCUUCACUUCCAGAUAACAAAGAUAAAGCAUUCUAUGAUUAACACACUUUAUAAAAUGGAAAAGUACAUAUUUGUGAUAUACUAUAUGGUGCGAGGGUAUACCUACAUGCCCAGUAGUAAACACUUGCUGCUGUUUCACACACUCAAGCAUUAAAUAUUUACCAAUAUUAUACAUAUUUUCUACUUUAAAUUUUGAUUUGUGAUAAUUUGAAGAGCAGUUAACCUUGGUCCGUCCAUUUGAUUUUGAGAUGUACAGAACUAUCUAUUUGAUGAUGUAACUAAAUCUUGUUAUCACAUCCGGGAUAUUUAUUAAAGAGUUGUAUAUAUUCAAUCCCUUUUUAAUUUGGUUUGAUAAUGCCAAAUUUCCAUAUGUGAUGUUGUAUAUUUCAUACAUGUGUAAAUAUUCAGCAUUAUGUCAGUCCUGUGAUAUCAACCGUGUACUAAUUGUAUAGGUUACAUAAUCAGGUACUUUAAUAUUGACGACAGUGCGAUAUAUAAUGGAGAAUAGAACUACAGCUCCAUCCAAACUCUGGUACACAUGAUAUUCUGUCGGCUGUUUAAUGCCCUGUAGAACUACAUUAUCUGUUGUCGUUUAUGAUACUGUAGGCUUAACACUACCAGAUUCAGACUCUUGUAUGUCAAAAGCUGAACACUUUGUAUAAGUGAUCCGUUAAACUAUAAACUUUUGUUGAAGUUUAAAAGUUGUAUAAAUAUAUAUAUUUUCUUGUGAAAUAAAGUAAGAUCUGUACAUG
Mizuhopecten yessoensis (Yesso scallop) is the source of this 11206-nucleotide messenger RNA. RefSeq names its product cilia- and flagella-associated protein 47-like. Gene Ontology annotation, molecular function: protein binding. Lineage: Eukaryota; Metazoa; Mollusca; Bivalvia; Pectinida; Pectinidae. The transcript is spliced from 63 exons. Bases 137 to 9895 code for a protein of 3252 amino acids. The record is from RefSeq and is a predicted model, not a curated record.